AUGGAGAUGAGGCAGAGAUGGUCCACCAGGUGGAAAACGAAACGGUGGUUCUGGGACUCCGCGUUACCCGCGCUCCUCAUCACGUUGACGCUCCUGCUGGAGGCUGCGGAGGUCAGAGGAGCUGAGCCAGUUGACGUGCUCAAAGCAUUAGAGUUUCACAAUUCACCAGAAGGAAUAUCAAAAACAGCCGGAUUUUGUAUAAACAGAAGGAAUUCCAGAGGAUCAGAUGUUGCCUACAGGGUUUCAAAAAAUGCACAGCUCAGUGCCCCAACAAAACAGUUGUACCCAGGUGGAAACUUUCCUGAAGAUUUUUCAGUACUAUUUACAGUAAAGCCUAAAAAAGGAAUCCAGUCCUUUCUUUUAUCUGUCUACAAUGAACAAGGUAUUCAGCAAGUUGGCAUUGAGGUAGGCAGGUCACCUGUUUUCCUGUUUGAGGAUCAAAAGGGAAAGCCUGCUCCAGAAGAUUAUCCCCUCUUCAGGACAGUUAACAUUGCAGAUGGAAAGUGGCAUCGGGUAGCCAUUAGUGUGGAGAAGAAGACUGUUACCAUGAUUGUGGACUGUAGGAAGAAAACCACAAAACCACUUGACAGGAGUGACAGAAGUAUUGUUGACACCAAUGGCAUCACUGUCUUUGGAACAAGGAUUCUUGAUGAGGAAGUCUUUGAGGGUGAUAUCCAGCAGCUGUUGAUUAUCAGUGAUCCCAGAGCAGCCUACGACUAUUGUGAGCAUUACAGCCCCGACUGUGAUUCCCCUGUGCCCAAUGCUCCUCAGGCUCAAGAGCCUCACGUUGAUGAGUACACAACUGAAGAUUUAAUGGAAUAUGACUAUGACUAUGGGGAUCCAGAUUAUAAAGAUUAUAAAGAGCCUGAUACUGUAACAGAAGGACCCCCACUAUACGACGAGACAGUGGCACAAACGGAGGCCAACAUUGUUGAUGGAUAUCAUGAAUAUAAUGUGGCUGAAACUGACUAUGGGACUUCAGAGGGCUACCAGACUGCGACUCCUAGUCAGACGACAGGACCAAAUGAGCAAAAUCCAGUUGAAGAAGUAUUUACUGAAGAAUACCUAACGGGAGAGGAGUAUAAUUCAGAGACUAAAAAAAACGAGGAAAGAGAGUAUGGAAGCAGAGGAACAAUAGACCACAGUGAAUCUGAAGUUCUGGUAGAUGGAGAUUUAGGCGAAUAUGAUUUUUAUGAAUAUAAAGACUAUGAAGAGAAGCCUACAAAUCCCACUAAUGAGGAGUUUGGGCCUGGUGUUCCAGCAGAGACUGAUGUCACAGAAACGAGUGUGAAUGGUCAUGGUGCUUAUGGAGAAAAAGGACAGAAGGGCGAGCCAGCUGUGAUAGAACCUGGGAUGCUGAUUGAAGGACCACCAGGGCCUCCAGGACCUCAUGGUCUUAUGGGUCCUCCUGGCACACAAGGUCCCACAGGUCCUGCUGGUGACCCUGGUGAUAGGGGUCCACCAGGACGUCCUGGUCUUCCAGGUGCUGACGGCUUAGCAGGACCCCCGGGUACCAUGUUAAUGUUGCCGUUCCGUUUUAGUGGAGGUGGUGAGAAGGGCCCACCAAUCUCUGCUCAAGAGGCUCAAGCACAAGCUAUUCUUCAACAAGCCAGGAUUGCCAUGAGAGGGCCACCCGGUCCUAUGGGACUCACUGGAAGACCAGGUCCUGUGGGUGGUCCUGGAGGCUCAGGUGCCAAAGGGGAUAGUGGAGAUCCAGGUCCUCAGGGCCCUCGAGGUAUACAAGGUCCAGCUGGUCUUCCUGGAAAACCGGGCAAACGAGGUCGCCCAGGUGCUGAUGGAGCUAGGGGGAUGCCGGGGGAACCUGGUUCUAAGGGUGACAGAGGUUUUGAUGGCCUUCCUGGUUUACCUGGUGAUAAAGGUAACAGGGGAGAUCGUGGACCGCAAGGAUCUCCUGGUGCUCCUGGUGAAGAUGGAAUGAGAGGAGAAGAUGGAGAGGUUGGACCAAGAGGCCUCCCAGGUGAAGCUGGUCAACGAGGAUUACUCGGCCCAAGAGGGUCACCUGGCCCCCCAGGACAACCUGGAAUUGCAGGUGUUGAUGGUCCAUCGGGUCCCAAAGGAAACUUGGGCCCUCAAGGGGAACCAGGACCUCCUGGCCAACAAGGGAUUCCAGGUCCACAAGGACUUCCAGGUCCACAAGGUCCAAUUGGAGUUCCUGGUGAAAAAGGACCACAGGGCAAGUCAGGCCUUGCUGGGCUUCCCGGUGCAGAUGGCCCUCCUGGUCACCCAGGCAAAGAAGGCCAGUCUGGAGACAAAGGUGCCUUGGGGCCUCCAGGUCCUCAAGGUCCUAUUGGUUAUCCUGGUCCUCGUGGUGUAAAGGGUGCAGAUGGUGUCCGUGGUCUAAAGGGUGGAAAAGGUGAAAAGGGUGAAGAUGGCUUUCCUGGGUUUAAAGGCGAUAUGGGACUUAAGGGUGAUAGAGGUGAAGUUGGUCCCCUUGGUCCUCGAGGAGAAGAUGGUCCUGAGGGUCCCAAAGGCCGUGCAGGUCCAACAGGAGACUCAGGUGGGCCUGGUCAAGCUGGGGAAAAGUUUCAUCUCUUCAGACUUUCUGCUAUAGCCAGAAAGGUUGGCAUUGCAAUGCAGAUAGCAAUUCUGGUGGAAAUCCCAUGGGUAGAUAAGCUAGAGGCUUUGAGAGAAACAGGAAACUUCAUAGAGAUGGUGAUAACAAUCGAAUCAGUAAUGUCAGUGACAGCUGAUAAACCAGAUGCUUACCCCUUCCCAAUUAUGGGCUCCACCGGUUUCCCUGGAUUCCCAGGUUCCAACGGAGAGAAAGGUGCAAGGGGCUUGCAUGGCAAACCAGGCCCACGGGGACAACGAGGACCAACAGGACCACGUGGGUCAAGAGGCCCUAGAGGCCCAACUGGAAAACCUGGCCCAAAGGGCACUUCAGGCAACGAUGGACCGCCUGGUCCACCAGGUGAAAGGGGACCACAAGGGCCUCAGGGGCCAGUUGGCUUCCCUGGACCAAAGGGACCUCCUGGUCCUCCUGGGAAGGAUGGUUUGCCUGGACAUCCAGGACAGCGAGGUGAAACUGGAUUCCAAGGGAAAACUGGCCCACCAGGCCCUGGUGGAGUUGUUGGACCUCAGGGCCCCACUGGUGAGACUGGCCCAAUUGGUGAAAGAGGUCACCCUGGUCCUCCCGGCCCUCCAGGUGAACAGGGCCUCCCAGGUGCUGCUGGGAAAGAAGGUGCUAAGGGGGAUCCAGGUCCUCAAGGUAUCUCUGGAAAAGAUGGACCACCAGGACUUCGUGGUUUCCCAGGAGAAAGAGGAUUACCAGGGGCUCAGGGUGCGGCUGGCCUGAAAGGAGGAGAAGGUCCACAAGGUCCCCCUGGUCCAGUUGGUUCCCCAGGUGAACGUGGCCCAGCAGGAACAGCUGGCCCCAUUGGUUUGCCAGGACGUCCUGGCCCUCAAGGUCCCCCUGGGCCAGCAGGAGAAAAGGGAGCUCCGGGUGAGAAAGGCCCUCAAGGCCCAGCUGGACGUGAUGGAGUACAGGGUCCCGUAGGUCUUCCUGGUCCUGCUGGUCCAGCUGGAUCUCCUGGAGAAGAUGGCGACAAGGGUGAAAUUGGUGAGCCAGGUCAGAAAGGGAGCAAAGGUGACAAGGGAGAAAAUGGUCCUCCUGGACCGCCAGGUCUUCAAGGUCCUGUCGGUGCUCCUGGUAUAGCUGGGGGUGAUGGAGAGCCCGGUCCAAGAGGACAGCAAGGGAUGUUUGGGCAGAAAGGGGAUGAAGGUCCACGAGGCUUCCCAGGUCCUCCAGGACCCAUUGGGCUCCAGGGCCUGCCUGGUCCACCUGGUGAAAAAGGUGAAAACGGAGAUGUUGGACCAAUGGGCCCACCUGGACCCCCUGGCCCAAGAGGCCCUCAAGGGCCAAAUGGAGCUGAUGGUCCUCAAGGCCCUACUGGUUCAGUUGGCUCUGUUGGAGGUGUUGGUGAGAAGGGUGAACCUGGAGAAGCUGGUAACCCUGGGCCUCCUGGAGAAGCUGGCACCAGUGGUCCAAAAGGAGAAAGGGGUGAAAAAGGUGAGGCUGGGCCACCAGGAGCAGCUGGACCUGCUGGUAUUAAAGGACCUCCGGGUGAUGAUGGACCGAAGGGCAAUCCAGGUCCUGUUGGCUUCCCUGGUGACCCUGGUCCCCCUGGUGAACCUGGGCCUGCUGGUACUGAUGGUACAGGAGGAGACAAAGGUGAAGAUGGUGACCCAGGCCAACCUGGUCCUCCAGGUCCCUCAGGUGAAGCAGGCCCUCCUGGACCUCCCGGAAAGAGAGGACCUCCAGGAGCAGCUGGGGCAGAAGGAAGGCAAGGAGAAAAAGGUGCAAAGGGUGAACCUGGUGCAGAAGGUGCUCCAGGAAAAACAGGCCCAGUUGGACCUCAGGGUCCUGCAGGGAAACCGGGCCCAGAGGGACUUCGGGGUAUUCCUGGACCUGUGGGUGAACAAGGUCUACCUGGAACACCCGGUCAAGAUGGCCCACCCGGUCCUAUGGGUCCACCUGGCUUGCCUGGACUAAAAGGUGACCCAGGAUCCAAAGGUGAAAAGGGACAUCCUGGUUUGAUUGGCCUGAUUGGACCUCCAGGAGAACAGGGGGAAAAGGGUGACAGGGGUCUUCCCGGCACCCAGGGAACCCCUGGAACAAAAGGAGAUGCAGGAAUUCCUGGCCCUGCUGGCCCUUUUGGUCCUCCUGGGCCACCAGGUUUACCUGGUCCGCAGGGUCCAAAAGGUUCUAAAGGUUCAACCGGUCCUAGUGGUCAGAAGGGUGAUGGUGGUUUACCAGGACCCCCUGGACCUCCUGGCCCUCCAGGUGAAGUCAUUCAACCUUUGCCAAUCCAGUCACCCAAAAAGACCAGGAGAUCUUCAGAUGCCAUGUUAGCAGAUGCAGCUGAUACUAUCCUCGAUUACACUGAUGGCAUGGAAGAGAUCUUUGGUUCACUGAACUCUCUGAAGCAGGAUAUUGAGCAUAUGAAAUACCCAAUGGGGACUCAAAACAACCCAGCCCGAACAUGCAAGGAUCUACAGCUUUGUCACCCAGACUUCCCAGAUGGAGAAUAUUGGAUUGAUCCAAACCAGGGUUGUUCUGGAGACUCGUUCAAAGUGUACUGUAAUUUCACAGCAGGUGGAGAAACUUGCAUCUAUCCUGAUAAGAAAUCAGAAGGAGUGAGAAUUUCAUCAUGGCCAAAGGAAAAUCCAGGAACCUGGUUUAGUGAAUUUAAGAGAGGCAAGCUGCUUUCAUACGUGGAUGCUGAAGGCAAUUCCAUUAAUAUGGUCCAAAUGACAUUCCUUAAACUACUGAGUGCCUCCGCCCGACAGAACUUCACUUACAACUGUCAUCAGUCAGUGGCCUGGCAUGAAGCUUCUUCUGACAGCUACGACAAAGCACUAAGGUUCUUAGGCUCAAACGAUGAAGAGAUGUCUUAUGACAACAAUCCUUACAUCAAAGCCCUACAUGAUGGCUGUGCAUCAAGAAAAGGCUAUGCAAAGACUGUUGUUGAAAUUAAUACUCCCAAAAUUGACCAAGUGCCUGUUGUUGAUGUGAUGAUUAAUGACUUUGGUGAUCAGAAUCAGAAGUUUGGGUUUGAAGUUGGUCCAGUCUGUUUCCUUGGUUAAGCUGAGAGCAAAGAGAAGAUGAUUGACAAAAGAUGAUCAGCAAGUAACGAUGCACCUUGGUGCCACCAUCAACCUACUUGAUGCCACAUGCAAGUUUUGAAUAAGGAUGGUGUAGAAAAUGUGUCUCACCGUGUAACAUGUCUUCUCUAGAAAACACUCACUGUCCCCAUAGGAUGAGAAUCACAUGACUUAAACUUAUUUGGACCAAUUGUGAAGGAUGCUGUGGCAGAGGCAGGCAACAUAGGGCUAACUUUAUGAACAGCCUCCACCAUCCCAUCCCAACCCACCUCCCCCCACCCUUGAAUAUUUUGGUGCUGUAAAAUUGAAUGUCAUGGUGCUCCUUCUAUUAUAACAUAAGAGGUGCUAAGAAGGUGUGUUUAAUAAACUGUAAUUAUUCUGUGUACAGUAUGAUGCUGUCCUUUCUGUGUCCAUUUCCAAAACUUGCAUGUGACCCUGAAUUGCA
Molecule: messenger RNA, 6070 nt
Organism: Gekko japonicus
Lineage: Eukaryota; Metazoa; Chordata; Lepidosauria; Squamata; Gekkonidae
Gene: COL11A1
Product: collagen, type XI, alpha 1
Exons: 68
Coding region: 1-5607 (1868 amino acids)
Molecular function (GO): extracellular matrix structural constituent
Source: RefSeq, a predicted model, not a curated record